Cotesia congregata is the source of this 939-nucleotide messenger RNA. Lineage: Eukaryota; Metazoa; Arthropoda; Insecta; Hymenoptera; Braconidae. The record is from the annotation of a GenBank genome assembly.
AUGGCACGCUCAGAUAAAAAACACCGCAACAAAGCAAGAUUUAUAAAAAAAUACGACGAUUUUACAGUUACAGGUAAAACUAAUGGAAGUGAAUGCGUUAAUUCUUCAAGAAUUGUUGAUAAAUUAGAUAAAACUCAUAUUAAUAAUCUAUCGUCUUCAGAAUCAGGCAUAGACUACCCUCUAGAUCUUUGGUACCUCAUAUCAGAGCAUAUAAAACCAGAAGACGUUGGUAAAUUUUCAGUUAUCUGUAAAAGCUCGUAUUAUGUAACAAGAACUGGUAAAUUUUGGUUUCACCUUUAUAAAAGGUAUUAUAAACCUCUACCAUAUUUACCAGAAAGAUUAAGACCUGAAUGUAUGGUACUACUGCAUGGCAUUCGAGCAUGUGUAAUCAGAACAUUACAUUUUACUUAUUUUUCUUCUCUAGAAAAAGUUAAUAAAAAUCCAUAUUUAGAACAGAAGGAACCACAUUCUUUGGUUAAGAGACGAUGUUGUCUUAUGUGGCACAAGAAAGGAGAAAAUCAUUGGUUUUAUUACUUCAAACUCAAAGAUAUUUCAAGUAAUGUUAAUAAUACAAAAAACAAUUGUAUUAGUAACAUAAUCAACGAAGAAUUCCAUGAGAAUAAUAUGCUUGAGGAAGUUGCAAUAAAUCCAGAAAAUAAUUGUCGUAUACUCAGAGUGACCUGUUUAAAUUAUGGAAUGAUACCAUUGGUAAACAGUCUGAUUCUUCAAUCUGUUAAAAUGGACCUAUCACCAGGUUUUAAACAUCACCGACUUCAUUUAAAUUUUUCAAGCAAUUACAGCUCUAAAGUACCAACUCACGUAGUCAUACUAAGCGGAGUUGUUGACUGCAAAGUCAUAGAUUGGUGGCAUCCAUGUUAUCCCCAUCAUGAUAGAGUGAUUGAUAUUCCACUGCCAACUGUUGAAUCUUGGGACUCUUAA